UCCCCCCUAGAGUCGGUUGAAUACCGCUAGCUCUCCGUACUUUUUAACUGUAGACUCGGGCAGUACCAAAGCGAACUGCAUAGUGAAAGUCGUACGUAACAUCAGAGACGAUCGCGUUCGGUGGUACCUGCCUGGCUCUUCGGUGGUAUUAUGUGAAGACAGUGUAGAACCCGUCACAGAGGUCACAAAAGCCGCUCUUGCUUUAGACAAAUAACGGUUGAUAAGAGCUUUGCCGUCAGUGGGGAAACAAGAUUUUAUGUGAUCCGAUACAUAAUAUGUCUCUAGAACUAUACGGAGGUGGAACUAGUAAUGGGAAACAUAGGGAGUCACACAGGACAGAUUAGCACUCGAUUAACUACAGAAGAGCAAUGGACUCAUUCUUUUCCGAAAUCUCAGCACACAAGAUUACAACAUAAGGUUUUGCCCGAACGUGAUGUAUUCCAAAAGCUCAGGCAUACGGAUAACGGUGAAAUCCUCCAAUCUGGGGGUACUUUGAGCGGAAGGCAUCAACUACCACCGACUAUCGAAUCCCAGUCGCACGUAGACCUUCUCAAUGGCAGAUCCUAUUUGCCCGCCCAAAGAUACUCGUUUCACAAAACCGGAUAUAGGUCUAACCAUUACAUACAAAGCAAACAAAAUGCAGCUAGUCAAAAAGCGCUCAAAAGCCAAAUGAAAUUGUUUGGUUCGGAGCCCGAUCUUAGGUUUUCCACCCAAGUGGUCCCCCCCGAACAAGAAAUGAAAGAGCGCAAGACAAAAAAAAAGUACAAAGCACCACCUCCCCCGAUAUCACGAGCGUUCGAGCAGCAGUCCCGCGAAUGGGACGAAAAUUCCAGCGAUGAAUUUCCGAUUCGAAGGGCUCGUCUCUUCAAGACCCGCGCAGAAACGAAAAAAGAAACUAGUCAUGUAAAUAAACUCGAACAAGUAGAUAAGUACGAGGACGCGGUCCGAGUGGGUACCGCGGAAUUUGCUUGCGGAACGAACCGGCUGUCGCUUCCGGAAAUGAAAUUCGUCGAAUGCGCAGAGUUUCAGAAAGAGCUCAAAGAAGCCACCGAGCGGUUCAGAAAUGCGAAACUCGAAGCGUCGACCACCGACCGCGACAGAACGACGGCGGACGGAAAGGAAAAGCUCAAAACCCUCGACCCCAAAAACGAAUAUUUAAAAAACAAAUUCAAACAAAUCGUAGAAAUCGAAGAGAACAAUAACAACGUAACGGCGAGCUCUUUGGGUUCGCCGCGAGGGGAGCCGUCGGGGAAGGAAUCGUCUACGCCCGAACCGUCACCGAAUAUGAAAAUGAAAGAUCGUUUGGGCGGCAAACCGAAAUCCUUUUAUUUCGGAAUGGACGAAACGAACGUGACCAACUAUAGAAUCGACACCGUCGUUCCGCAAUCGUCGGAAUCCGAUAUAUCGACCGAUAUCGAAGGCGACGACGUUAACGACGAGACCGGCACCGGGAUUGACCUUCGAUUGCGGCCGAUUCUGCCGAAAAAACAAUUGGAAAUUCCGAGAUUUUCACCGGCGGCCGCGUGGAAGCUGCUUUCGUCGGUGGAACUCAACGACGACAACAACGGGACGUUGGCGAGCGACGACGUCCCCGUCAUGAUCGAAGAAACGAUCGAGAAAUAUUCUCGUCCGCCCCCGCCCGAUAUCCAGCUCGGUCCGCGAUCCAACGACAAGUCCGGCGAUUCCGGAAUAUCCGGUGACGCCGGACCGGUCGGUUGCGACGAAACGUUGGACUCGACCAAAAAGGGCCCGUCGUUUUUCGAACGGAAAAUAAGCCCGUCUUGGACGCCGCAACAAGACCUCGAAGAAGAUUCGAGCUUGGAGGAACUAAAUUUGGAAACGCCGUUAAAAAGUAGACGUCUUCAGCUAAAUAGACCUCACGUAUUUAGCCUGUCGUUGCCCAGAGAUAACCAACUGGCGGUCUACAUGGCCGAUAAAACGUCUUACCACCAAUACACCGGCUUGCAAAAAAUCAAACGCUCCGUGUCGGGUGUUUUGAACAAUUUAAGUCACAAAAAAGACUUGACCCAAUCGAACGCCAACCCCGAGGAAGGCAACAAUUGGUUUUUCAGCAAAUCCGCGCCAAAUUCGUUGGAAAUUCGUCACAACGAGAACGAACAGUCGAAUUUUACAUCGACCACAGCCGGGCACAAAUCGUCUACUUCGCGCGUAAUGUACUUACCGGAAAUGGGUAGGAAGUCGCCGGAACUGUACAAACUGUCGGCGUAUUCGAAAUCUUGCGAAGACUUGACGCAAUCAAUGGUACCUGAACCUCUGCAAGACCCUCCUCCGAAGACUUAUGACUGCGAAUGGAAACCGCCGAUUAAGAAACCGAAAAAGUUUACGUUUCAAAGUACGGUCAGGCAAAUCGAAAGGAGGCGAAUGGCGGAGAAGCUCUCCAAAGAAGCGGAACGGAAAGAGAAACAACGCCUCAGGGAAUUGGAAGCUAUGCAACGGGUGGAGGAGGAAUUCCAGAAGAAACGAGCCAAGGAAAAGGCAUCCAUAAGGCAACAAUUGAGACUGUUUUACAUGGAAGACAACCACCAAAUGUCCAGUUUGCCGUUAAGUUUAGAGUCAAAGUCGAGGGAACGGCCAGAACCGGACGGUGCGUUGUCAUCGACAUCGUCUUCGCCCACGCCGGCUAUUUUAAACUCUCAGGAACUACUUUCGAAAACUGACAAAAACGAAAUCAAAGUUCUGCCGCUGAUUACUCAGGAACUGUCGGAAUACAGACAAGUGCAAAGGGAUUAUAAAGAAUACAGAGGAAAUAUGAAAUAUACGAACGAGAAUAGAUAUACCAAGCAGACUACCGUACAUCCGAAAGUGACGUGCAACAUGCCUAAAGCAAAAGGGUCGAACCUGGGCAAAGGAAACUAUAGGAAGGACUUCGCUUACGGGGUAAAAUCUAUCGGGAGUACCUAUUCCGAGGAAUCGCAGAAUAAUUCGCCAAAAACUUACCACAACAAACUCGCCCCGAUAACAAGGUUUUGAACGCGUCCCCGCGUUCGUAUUCACCCUGCAGUAUUUUUGUAUUAAUACAUUUACAUAUAUAAAAUAACUUUCAUUAUUUUAUGUUGUUGUAAAUACCAAAUUUUUAUCGUUAGCUGUAUAUCUUCAAUUAUUAAUAAAUCGAUUGUUAUAAAGAUUGAAAAAACUUUGCGGCCAUCUUUUUUAUAUAGAUGGAAUAUCAUUGAACGGAGAAAAGUGAUAUUGCUUUAAUAUCGGUGAGGUUUUACGGUGUCCCUGAUUUUUUCGAAAUUUUCGGUACUUGAGGUUCUCUAGGCAAAUACCCC
This is a messenger RNA of Cylas formicarius (sweet potato weevil), 3293 nucleotides long. RefSeq lists its product as uncharacterized. NCBI's taxonomy places the organism in Eukaryota, Metazoa, Arthropoda, Insecta, Coleoptera, Brentidae. Bases 310 to 2991 code for a protein of 893 amino acids. The transcript has 7 exons. The record is from RefSeq and is a predicted model, not a curated record.